Mesorhabditis belari is the source of this 270-nucleotide messenger RNA. The record is from the annotation of a GenBank genome assembly. Lineage: Eukaryota; Metazoa; Nematoda; Chromadorea; Rhabditida; Rhabditidae.
AUGGGGAAUCGACAUGGACACCAUAGACAGCAUUGCGAUGGCGGUGGCUGGGGAAUGGGACAUCAACAGCACGCCUAUCCGAUGGCUACCAAUCAUGGGAUGAACAUUGGACAUUUUCCUCAUCAAAAUGCAGGAUACGGCUUUGAACCACAUCAUCAUGAGCAUCAUGGUGGCUUCGGUGGCUUCGGGCAUCACUCGGGACAUCAUUCUGGACAUCAUUCUGGACAUCACGGAGGAUUUGGGGGAUCUCAUGGCCACCAUGGACAUCAU